Molecule: messenger RNA, 1443 nt
Organism: Exaiptasia diaphana
Lineage: Eukaryota; Metazoa; Cnidaria; Anthozoa; Actiniaria; Aiptasiidae
Exons: 5
Coding region: 115-1329 (404 amino acids)
Molecular function (GO): metal ion binding; ATP binding
Source: RefSeq, a predicted model, not a curated record
AGCUUGAACAUCAGGGACAAGACAAGUCAAUCUGACGCUUACUCAUUCAGAUCGGUUUAGAGGUCGAUAACUGAAGCAUUUUAAAGGAUCUUUAUAAGAUUUUCAAGCUACUAUAUGGAUAUGGACUCCAAUAACAACAUCAACAAGGUUAACAAUGAGGACGGACCACUGACAUUAGGAAACCUAUUCCACCAAGACCUGAAGAACGCAAACAUUCUGUCCAACUAUCCGACGUCCUUCGUCAAGGAUUAUCGUUUCCUCAACGACAAGAAAUACCGCAUUUUCGACAUACAGAAAGGACCUAAGAAGAACAACCCCUUCUUGUAUCUCUACCCAGGACGAAUUUGUUCUAUCGCAGGAAACGAGUUUCCUAUUCUGAUGGACAAAGCCCCUGUUGACGAGCUUCAAGCUCAUUGGAAGAGAUGGCUACCAGAAUUCCCCGAACCCGAGUUUAAGACGAUCGACGAAGGAAUCGAGGACGAGGACCCGAUCAUUACGAUCUUUCCAAUGCAGCGGAUCCCCAAAGAAAAGCAUGCGAUUGAGCCCGAGAUGCAUUACCAUAUUCUGCUCAAGAGUGCAAUUCCAGAGACCGGAGCUCCAUGCCCCCGUCACUACACGGAGGAAGACGUUGUCUUCCCCUGCAUGGUGAAGGUUGACCAGAGUCUCAGCGGCUAUGGCAACUUUGUCGCGUACAAUCAAGAAGAACUUGCCGAUUCUUUGGAGAUUGUAAACGAAGCAUAUGGCAAGGCAGCUCCUUACGUCAUUACCGAGUUUAUUCAGGAUGUCCAGGAGACGCUCGGUUGUCAGUUCUAUCUGAACAAGAAAGGAGACAUUCAUUGGUUGGGCACCAAUGUCAACCUGCUCAAGGACUAUGAUUGGGUUGGAAGUGUGGUGGACUGGGACCUUCGUGAUUACCAUAAGGACCGUGUCUACGAACGCUUCAUUAAACCCGUUGCUGAGUAUCUUCAUAAGAAAGGUUAUUUUGGCAUUGCAGGAAUCGACAUCAUUACAAGCUCAAGUGGUGAUUACUUAGUCGACAUGAAUGCCCGUCUGACCGGCUUUACCCCGCAUGCGCUAAUCGCUCCAGUGAUGGCACGUGACGGUUUGACGAAAUCCUUGUUCAAGUCUGCUGACAACCAAGACUGCUCCACAAGUGAACUAAUCAAAAAAGUCAACAAGAUCAAUGAAAAAAGUCAUGGCAAAAUUAUCAUUUUGUACUCCAUGGAUGUAGAUGAAGGUUGUAUYGCUGCAAUUGUUGCUUUUGGGGAAACAGUGGAAUAUGUAGAAGGGCUUUUCGACUGUUUGGCCUUGGAAAAACUUGUCAAGUAAUCGUCGAUUUGUCGAAGUCUAGUUCACAUUCGUAGUUGAGUUUUCAAAACAUGUUUAUAAUUUUCAAUGAAUCCAUGACCGAUGAUGUAAUUCAGAGACUUGUUUUGUUUGUUU